GCCGGCGGGAUGGGCGGGCAGACGGGCGGGCGAGGACUUCCCGCCGCGCCCCUAACCCGCGGACCCGCCACACCGAGCCCUGGUGGCCCUGGGGGAGGGGGGAAGGCGCGCCUCGGCCAGCCGGCCGCAGGGACAUAGCCUCGGUGACCCUUUUGGGGUGCGACCCGGAGGGAGAGCCGGCUGGAAGCCAGCCCACGUGGGGCUUGUCCGGGCAGGACGCGGCAGAGCGGGGACCGGAUUUCCAGAGUGACUACGAACUCAUCCGGUGAGAGAAGAGGGAAGACGGACUGGGAGCAAACCCACACAAGGCAACCUGAGGCUGCUGCACCCCAAGAGUCGUGCCGCAGCGGCCACUGUGCACCAUGGGCCCCCCCAGCCUCCUGCUUUGCAUGCUGUGGGCCACACUGUUCUCCCUGCUGGCCAGCAGCUCCGCCUUCCUGUCGCACCACCGCCUGAAGGGCAGGUUCCAGCGCGACCGCAGGAACAUCCGGCCCAACAUCAUCCUGGUGCUGACGGAUGACCAGGACGUGGAGCUGGGCUCCAUGCAGGUUAUGAACAAGACGCGGCGCAUCAUGGAACAGGGCGGGGCGCACUUCAUCAACGCCUUCGUGACCACGCCCAUGUGCUGCCCCUCCCGCUCCUCCAUCCUCACCGGCAAGUACGUCCACAACCACAACACCUACACCAACAACGAGAACUGCUCGUCACCCUCCUGGCAGGCGCAGCACGAGAGCCGCACCUUCGCCGUGUACCUCAACAGUACGGGCUACCGCACAGCUUUCUUCGGGAAAUACCUGAACGAGUACAACGGCUCGUACGUGCCGCCCGGCUGGAAGGAGUGGGUCGGCCUGCUGAAGAACUCGCGCUUCUACAACUACACGCUCUGCCGCAACGGCGUGAAGGAGCGGCACGGCUUUGACUAUUCCAAGGAUUACCUCACGGAUCUUAUCACCAAUGACAGCGUGAGCUUCUUCCGCACGUCCAAGAAGAUGUACCCGCACCGGCCCGUGCUCAUGGUCAUCAGCCACGCAGCCCCCCACGGCCCCGAGGACUCGGCCCCCCAGUACUCGCACCUCUUCCCCAACGCAUCCCAGCACAUCACGCCGAGCUACAACUACGCCCCCAACCCAGACAAGCACUGGAUCAUGCGCUACACAGGCCCCAUGAAGCCCAUUCACAUGGAGUUCACCAACGUGCUUCAGCGAAAGCGCCUGCAGACGCUCAUGUCUGUGGAUGACUCCAUGGAGACGAUUUACAACAUGCUGCUCGAGACAGGCGAGCUGGACAACACCUACCUCGUGUACACCGCCGACCAUGGCUACCACAUCGGCCAGUUCGGCCUGGUCAAGGGCAAGUCCAUGCCCUAUGAGUUCGACAUCCGAGUGCCGUUCUACGUGCGGGGCCCCAACGUGGAGGCUGGCUCGCUGAACCCCCACAUCGUCCUCAACAUCGACCUGGCCCCCACCAUCCUGGACAUCGCGGGCCUGGACAUCCCCACAGACAUGGACGGGAAAUCCAUCCUCAAACUGCUAGACACCGAGCGGCCUGGGAACCGGUUUCACUUGAAGAAGAAAAUGAGGGUCUGGCGGGACUCCUUUCUAGUCGAAAGGGGCAAACUGCUGCACAAGCGUGACAGCGACAAAGUCGAUGCCCAGGAGGAGAACUUCCUGCCCAGGUACCAGCGCGUGAAGGACCUGUGCCAGCGCGCUGAGUACCAGACGGCGUGUGAGCAGCUGGGGCAGAAGUGGCAGUGCGUGGAGGACGCCGCAGGCAGGCUGAAGCUGCACAAGUGCAAGGGCCCCAUGCGCUUUGGCGGCGGCGGCGGCGGAAGCAGGGCGCUCUCCAACCUUGUGCCCAAGUACUACGGGCAGGGCAGCGAGACCUGCACCUGCGACAGUGGCGGGGACUACAAGCUCAGCCUGGCCGGACGCCACAAGAAGUUCUUCAAGAAGAAGUACAAGGCCAGCUACACACACAGUCGCUCCAUCCGCUCUGUGCCCAUUGAGGUGGAUGGCAAGGUGUACCAUGUGGGCCUGGCUGGCACCUCCCAGCCCCGCAACCUCACCAAGAGGCGCUGGCCAGGGGCCCCCAAGGAACAAGACGACAAGGAUGGGGGGGACUUCAGUGGCACCGGAGGCCUUCCAGACUACUCAUCCCCCAACCCCAUCAAAGUGACACAUCGGUGCUAUAUCCUAGAAAACGACACGGUCCAGUGCGACCUGGACCUGUACAGGUCCCUGCAGGCGUGGAAGGACCACAAGCUGCACAUCGACCACGAGAUCGAAACCCUGCAGAACAAAAUAAAGAACCUGCGGGAAGUCCGGGGCCACCUGAAGAAGAAGCGGCCGGAGGAGUGCGACUGCCCCAGGAUCAGCUACCACAACCAGCACAAAGGCCGCCUCAAGCACAAGGGCUCCAGCCUGCAUCCUUUCAGGAAGGGACUGCAGGAGAAGGACAAGGUGUGGCUGCUGCGGGAACAGAAACGCAAGAAGAAGCUGCGCAAGCUGCUCAAGCGCCUGCAGAACAACGACACGUGCAGCAUGCCGGGCCUCACAUGCUUCACCCACGACAACCAGCACUGGCAGACGGCCCCGCUGUGGACGUUGGGGCCCUUCUGCGCCUGCACCAGCGCCAACAACAACACAUACUGGUGCUUGAGGACCAUCAAUGAGACCCACAACUUCCUCUUCUGUGAAUUUGCCACGGGCUUCCUUGAGUACUUCGACCUCAACACCGACCCCUACCAGCUGAUGAACGCCGUGAACACCCUGGACAGGGAUGUGCUUAACCAGCUCCACGUGCAGCUCAUGGAGCUGCGGGGGUGCAAGGGCUCCAAGCAGUGCAACCCCCGCACCCGGAACAUGGACCUAGGACUCAAAGAUGGAGGCAGCUAUGAACAAUACAGGCAGUUUCAGCGUCGAAAGUGGCCAGACAUGAAGAGACCUUCCUCCAAAUCGCUGGGACAGCUGUGGGAAGGCUGGGAAGGUUAAGCCGAGUUGCAGAUGGACCUCCAGAACCAAGAGGCCUCGCCUGAGUGCACACAGACAGUGAGAGCCCUCGAAUGACUUCCAGCAGGCCGGGACUGCGGGCCACGAGGCCC
Molecule: messenger RNA, 3100 nt
Organism: Ochotona princeps (American pika)
Lineage: Eukaryota; Metazoa; Chordata; Mammalia; Lagomorpha; Ochotonidae
Gene: SULF2
Product: sulfatase 2
Exons: 21
Coding region: 363-2990 (875 amino acids)
Biological process (GO): glycosaminoglycan metabolic process
Cellular component (GO): cell surface; Golgi apparatus; endoplasmic reticulum
Molecular function (GO): N-acetylglucosamine-6-sulfatase activity; calcium ion binding; glycosaminoglycan binding
Source: RefSeq, a predicted model, not a curated record